Onychostruthus taczanowskii (white-rumped snowfinch) is the source of this 1899-nucleotide messenger RNA. RefSeq names its product left-right determination factor 2-like. NCBI's taxonomy places the organism in Eukaryota, Metazoa, Chordata, Aves, Passeriformes, Passeridae. The transcript is spliced from 4 exons. Gene Ontology annotation, molecular function: cytokine activity; transforming growth factor beta receptor binding; growth factor activity. The coding region runs from base 1 to 1062 and encodes 353 amino acids. Gene Ontology annotation, cellular component: extracellular region. The record is from RefSeq and is a predicted model, not a curated record. Gene Ontology annotation, biological process: BMP signaling pathway; SMAD protein signal transduction.
AUGCUCUGCGUGCUCUGCCUCGUCCUCACGGUCCAAGCAUUCACCCAGGAACGCUUCAAGGAGGUGGUGCUGAAGCAGCUGGGGCUGUCCGAGGUCCCUAAACUUCAUUCGAGAGACUUGGUGGACCUGGUUAUCCCAGACCACGUCAAGAACAAGUACAUGUCCAUGCUGAAACGCCAGAGGGUGAAGCGCCGAGCUCUGCCCAGCCUGGCUGGCAUCCUCAGGGGGAUCCCGGGACACACAGGGGAAGUCCUCUACUCCGACACAACCACACGCCAGAAGCUGAUGUUUGACAUGGAAGGCAGAAUACCUAAAAACAGCGAGGUCACAAUGGCCGAGCUGAAACUCUUCAAAAAGCCUCUGGACAGAACAAACCUGCCUGCCAGGCAGUCUCACAGGCCCGUCUCCAACGCCAGAGUCAGCGUGUACUGGGUGCAGCAGCAGCACGAUGGUACCAACAGCACCUCCCUGAUAGAUUCCAGGCUGGUUCCUAUUCGUGAGUCGGGCUGGAAGAGCUUUGAUGUGACCCAGGCCGUGCAUUACUGGCUGCGAAACAAGAGGCGGGAGCCGAUGUUCCUGGAGGUGUGGAUCGAAGGGGAGAGGCUGGGCAGCUACGCCUCGGAAAUGGCCAGAGCCGUGCGCUUCGCCUCGCAGGACCCCAAGGACAAAGCCCUGGGCAAGCCUGAGCUGGUGCUUUACACCCUCAACUUGGACGACUACGGGAGCCCUGGGGACUGCAGGGAGGAGGCGGUGCUGGGGAAAUCCACCUGCUGCCGGCAGAAGCACUACAUCAGCUUCCGCGAGCUGCCGUGGGCUCAGCACUGGAUCCUGGAGCCGGCGGGUUUCCAGGCGUUCCGCUGCUCCGGGAGCUGCCUGCAGCCGCCCCGCGCCCUGCGCCGCCCCGGCUCCGGCCAGCGCUCCUGCGCCGUGGCCGGCAGCUCGGCGCUGCCCAUCAUCUACCUGGUCAAGAGGGGCAACCACACGGAGAUUGAGGCGGCCGAGUUCCCCAACAUGAUCGUGGAGAGGUGCAGCUGCGUCGCGGACGGCGUGGCGCUGGUGUGACGAGGGGGUGGCCCUUCCCCUGCAGCCCUGCCAAGAGCCACCCCGGCCCCCAGCCCCGGGGACAGCGGUGAAGGUCCUGGGGGUUCCUGCCUGCACUGGGACCCUGCGGAGAGAGUGCACUUGGAGGCACUGGCCGUGUAGGUGGGCUCAGAGGAGCGUGCAUUUCACAUGUGGGAGGGGUACCGUAGGAGCCUAGUGCUUCUCGGGGCCUCCUUAGCGCCAGCUAAAUUUUGUUAAAUUUAUUUCAGCCCCCACCCAGGUAAAAGAAGAGUGCCCAUCAGCAGGUGAAGGACAAAUUCGUGGGCUCAGCUUUUCGUUCUUAGGCUGCUGGGUUUGGUCCUUGUCUGCCCAAGCUUUGUUUUUGUUGAGCUGGAGAGCAGAAGCACUUACAUGUAUAUAAACUGUACACACACACGUGUACACAUGUACAGAGUGUAUGAAUAAAUGUGUGUAUUGUCUACAUACUGGAUAGCUACAUAUUGAUUACUUACAUAUAUAUAUAUAUAUAUAUAUAUAUAUAUGUACAUAAAAUAUUGCCUAGAGCUUAAAGGAGCAUAUUUAUGUGCAUAAGUAUUGCAUGUACAUAUACAUAUCCACAUGUACAUAAAAUAUUAUCUGAAACUCAAAGGCUUAUAUUUUUGGUCCCUGCACCAUGGGCUUCACACUGUUUUAGGCAGAAUUUAGAGUCCUGGAAUCAACAGGAACAUUAGGACUUGCUUGUGUGAGUAACAGUUUGUUUUUCUGAUUCUGUAUUACAAUUAUUUCAAUUUAGGGAUAUUGUCCAAGUUGUGUGUGCCACCAAAAUCAAGGAAACAAUAAAAUACAAGUAUUAAAGUC